Fusarium verticillioides 7600 is the source of this 1487-nucleotide messenger RNA. RefSeq lists its product as hypothetical. Bases 330 to 1295 code for a protein of 321 amino acids. Gene Ontology annotation, cellular component: plasma membrane; fungal-type vacuole. NCBI's taxonomy places the organism in Eukaryota, Fungi, Ascomycota, Sordariomycetes, Hypocreales, Nectriaceae. The transcript has 3 exons. The record is from RefSeq and is a predicted model, not a curated record.
UCAGCAACGAUGGAUCUUGUAGGUAUUGGAUGCGCAUAUGUACCGUAAUCAUAUUCGGCCUAUCUUUACACCUUGUUCCUCUCUUUCUUUCCUUGCCUUUCUUCUUCUUCUUCUUCUUCUCCCUCUCUUGUCGUCUUCUCUUCUGUUUCUGUUUCUUCAUGAAACAAGGAUCCUUUCAUACAAGCGGGUCGCUUGAAACGAAUCCAUAAGUCAUCAUCAUCAUACACAGACCAAGAGGCAAAUACCGGUGACAAUCACUGCCCUCUCUCCCUUAACCUGGCAUUCAUUCACCUUUCACAUAUCGAGCACUACUCCAAGAUAGCUUCAAAAUGUACGAAUUAUACGCUCGUCGGCCGGCGAGUUUCGACGACUGUACCGACAUCACCGUCCUCUGUCCCGUCAGCGCAACUGUCCUUGGUUAUGUUCCCAACAAAGGAUCCAGUUACUUCUUUACGAUCGGUUUUGCGAUUCUGUUCCUAUCCUCUGUAGGAUUAGGUGUUUGGAAGAAGACAUGGACAUAUGCUGCGACUCUGGGAGCUGGUUUACUGCUAGAGACGAUUGGAUAUAUCGGCCGUAUUCAGAUGGACCCUAACCCUUGGAACUCAUCAGCCUUCCAGACCCAAAUCUGCUGCAUCAUCAUCGCCCCGACCUUCAUCUGCGCUGCCAUCUACCUCACCCUCAAGCACGUCGCCCUCGCUCUCAACCCAGAUCUCUCACGAAUUCACCCUCGAUGGUAUCCUCGCAUCUUCCUCCCCGCCGAUCUCUCAUGUCUCAUCAUCCAAGCCAUCGGUGGUGGUGUCGCAGCAGCAGCAAAGCGUAACCAGCCUGGCCUCGCAAGGAACGGUAACAGGACCAUCAUCGCCGGUGUCGUCCUCCAGGUCAUCGUUCUUCUCGCCUUUGGAGCCAUGGGCACCGAUUACUACCUGCGCGUGAAGAAGUACCUUCAUAGUUCAGAGGCUGCCCCUGAGUCGCUCCGUGUCUGGCAGGACAAGAAGUUCCGCAUGUUUGGCUUUGCUGUUUCGGGCGCCUAUUUUGCCAUUCUCACACGUUGCAUUUACCGAAUUGCCGAAAUGGCCGGUGGUUGGGGUAACCACAUUAUGCAGGAUGAGCCUAGCUUCCUCGUCCUCGAUAGCUCCCUUGUUCUCGUCACUGGCUUCCUAUUGACGGCCUUCCAUCCUGGGAUUUUCUUCCCUCAGAUGGCUGUCACUAUGCAACGCACCAAGAAGACCGAGGCCGAGACACCCGCCGAAUCUUCCAGCGAGGAACGAAAAGUUGAAAACUCUCAGACUGCUUAGAGGAAUAUGGAAUAGACUAUGUUAUGAUAUAGGGAAGGGUAUCUGUUGUUUGAUCUUGUUUCAACUAGGGCGCGAGGUAUUGGGACGAUAUUAGAUCAAAUCUUUCAGACUCGGAUGAGUCCAAGUUGAGCGUGUCUUGAUAAUGCUUUCUAUCGAUAUUAGGAUUUGACCAGUCUAUCGGCUUCUCCACCG